Molecule: messenger RNA, 2707 nt
Organism: Phragmites australis (common reed)
Lineage: Eukaryota; Viridiplantae; Streptophyta; Magnoliopsida; Poales; Poaceae
Exons: 1
Coding region: 180-2603 (807 amino acids)
Source: RefSeq, a predicted model, not a curated record
UGCCUUCCGGACAAUCACACCUCCCGCGCUCACGCAACCUCCCCGACUGCCAUGGCGACCUCACGCCGCCACGCGCAUGCACUCGCGUAUAUAUGCGUACUGGCGCGGCCUGUGCAUCUACUGCAUCACCAUCCAUCUGAUCAGGCUCUCAAAAGCAAAGAAAGAUCCGAGAAUCAAUUAUGGACUGCGCCGACCGGACGGUGCGGCUGACCAUCGAGGCGCAGCCGAGCGACCCGGCGGCACCGGGGUUCGUGGCGACGCCGUUCGAGCCGCAGCCGUCGGACUCGCCCCCGCGGCCGAGUGUCGCGGACGAGAGCGAGGCGUCGUGCAGCAUGCGGCGGGUGGAUGACGCUGCGGGCGGCUUGGUGGCGGCGGCGGGGCCCGAGCGGCAGCUGACGCUGCUGGCGCUUCGGUUGGCGGUGCUGGAGAAGGCGGCGAGCGGGCUGGGCGCGCUCGGCUUCAUCUGGGCCACCGUCGUGCUGCUGGGGGGGUUUGCCAUCACGCUCGAGCGGGUCGACUUCUGGUCAGUCACCGUCAUCCUCCUCAUCGAGGGCGCCCGGAUAUUCAGCCGCAGCCACGAGCUGGAGUGGCAGCACCAGGCCACGUGGUCGCUCGCCGCCGCGGGGAGGUCCAGCUUCCGCCUCGUCGCGCGCUCUUUCCGCUUCGUCUUCCGCCUCGACGGCGCCGGCGCGAAAACGGCCAGCAGGCGGAGAGCCUGGCCGUGGACCGGAUGGAGCUGGAGCUUCCUGUCCGGGCACGUCGGGCGGGUGUUCUACUGGCUGCAGCUGGCGUCGGCGACGGCGUGCGUGGGGCUGUCGGCGGUGCGGCUCGCCAGGCAGGACUUCGGGGACGCGGUGGACGCGCGCACGAACCGGCGGUCGGCGCUCGACAUCUUCUACGGGCUGGCGCUAGCGGAGGCGCUGCUGUUCCUGGCGGAGAAGGCGGCGUGGGAGUGGGAGGUCAGCCACGGCCGCCUGCUGGAGCGCGUCGCCGACGAAUGCCGCCUCGCCGGAGCGCCGGGGCUCGUCGCCAUCCGCCGAUUCUUCUACGACGCGUACUCGCGGUGCAUCGAGGGGAGCAUCUUCGAGGGACUCCGCAUGGACCUGGUGUCCUUCGCCGAGGAGCUCAUCGUCAGGGGCUCCCACGACGAGCAGCGCAUCGGCGUGGGCAUCCUCGUCAACGUCUCGGCGAGUCCGCGGCUCGGAGACGACGCGCUGCGCCGGGUCGGCACGUCGCCCGCCGUCGUCGAGCGGCUGGUAGAGAUGCUCAGCUGGAAGGGUACCAACGAGGCCGGCGUGCGAACGUCCGCGGCGCUCGUCGUUUCCAAGCUCGCCAGCAAGAAGCGCAACGCGCUCCGCGUCGCCGGCGUCCCCGGCGCCAUAGAGUCGGUGUCGUCCCUGCUCUACGCCGCCGAUGAGGAGUACAACCUCCUCGGCCUGCUCAUCAUCAAGAAGCUCGCGCGAGACCACGACAACUGCAGCAAGAUUGGCAACGCCCGUGGCCUUCUCGACAAGAUCAUCGACUUAUCCGUCAUCGGCGGCGCGUCUCCGUCGUCGCCGCCGGCCACUAAACCCACCGCGACCACAGCCACGCUCAUCACCCCCUCGCGCGCCAAGGCCGUGCAACGGUCACUUCAGGUGAUCAAGAUGCUGACCGACACAACGGGUAGCACCGGGAAGCAGCUCCGACGGGAGGUCGCGGAGAUCGUGUUCACGGUCAGCAACAUCCGCGCCGUGCUCCAGCACGCGUCGGGGCACCUCGAACUGCGGCGGCUCGGCGCCGAGGUGCUGACGCGGCUCGCCAUGGACACGGACGCGCGCGAGAGGAUCGGGGGCACCGGCGGCGUGGUCAGCAUUCUCCUCGACAUGUUCCUCCAGCCCGGGGCCACCGACGAGGCCGACGCCGCACGCGUCGAGGCAGGCGAGGCGCUCGCCAUGCUGGCCCUCGAGAGCCCCCGCAACUGUGAUCGCAUACUCAAGGCCAGAGCCCCCGCCACCGCCACCACCACCGUCGACCGCCUCGUCGACGCGCUCAGCGACGCUGUCGUCGGCGUAGGCGCGGCCAGGAUCCUCACUAACCUCUGCGCGUAUACCGGCGGCCACAGCCAGUUGUACCCGCCGCUCCGCGCCGCGACGCGCGGCGCGGCCGCGGCGCUCCGCAGCGUCACCACGGCCAACAGGUCAAAGCCGCUCGAGGUGUCGCUGGGUCUCGCUGCCCAGUUAGUGAGGCUCAUGGGCCCGCACGAGCUGGCCCACCACCUGGUCAGCGCGGGCGUCAGCGAGGCGGACCUGGUCAACCGUCUGGUCAGCGUGCUGGCGAUGUACACCUGCCCUUCGAUCAAGGCGCCGCGGAUCCGACGGUUCGUGGUGGAGCUCGUCAUCGGAAUGCUGAGGACGCCACCCUCGCCGGCGGUCCCCGAGCUGAUGGUGGCGGCGGGGAUGGGUGCCGAGCUGCAGCGCGUGGUGGAGACGACGUCGGAGCUGGAAUGCUUCCACGUGUUCUCCGGCAGCGCCGGGCUGAGCCGGCACGCCGUCGGCCUCGCCGCGCUCGUCGACACGGCGCUCGAGCUCAUGGGCGCCGCCGUAGCCCAGCCCCACGUGUGAACGAGCACGUGACAAGUGUGUUGCUGUUGCGUACGGGCAAGAGUAGAGCUGCUGAGCAAUUUGUUGAGCGCGUAUAUAUAUAUAUAUAUAUAUAUAUAUAUAUA